Messenger RNA from Cannabis sativa, 1674 nucleotides. Its product is annotated as receptor-like protein Cf-9 homolog. Gene Ontology annotation, molecular function: protein binding. Lineage: Eukaryota; Viridiplantae; Streptophyta; Magnoliopsida; Rosales; Cannabaceae. Bases 1 to 1674 code for a protein of 557 amino acids. The transcript has 3 exons. The record is from RefSeq and is a predicted model, not a curated record.
AUGCCUCUACUCUCUAAUCUUCAUUCUCUUCUUUCUUACUUCUUCUUCUUCUUUUUCUCCAUUGUGCCAUCCCAUGAAUCCUCUGCUUUGCUCCACUUUAAAAACUCUUUCUCCAACAUCAAUGGCACUACCUACUGUUAUGAUUAUUAUCAUCUUGAAAUUGUUAAUCCUAAUAGUGCAAUUUCAUGGGAUAUAAAGAGCAAGGAUUGUUGCAGAUGGAGUGGUGUCACGUGCGAUGACGUCACAGGCCACGUCAUACGUCUUGACCUCAAAUGCAGUGAGCUUCAAGGCAUUCUUCACUCCAACAACACUCUUUUCUCUCUCUCUCAUCUCCAAUCUCUUAUUCUCUCUUAUAAUAAUUUUUCUCAGUCCAAAAUUUCAUCUGAAUUUGUGGCCAAGUCCCGCUCCAAUUGUCUUACUUGUCUAACUUGCUUACACUUGAGUGGCAAUAAUCAUUUGAAACUAGAGACAUCUAGCUGGAAAAGAACUGUUGCAAAUCUAACAAAUCUCAGAGAGUUGUUUCUUAGCGAAGUCAAUAUGUCUUCUACUUCACCUGAUUCCUUUAUGAAUCUCUCAACUUUUUUGACAUCUCUUGAUCUUAGUUACAGUGAAUUGCAGGGGAAACUUCCAGAAAAUGUUCUCAGUGAAAUUCCAGAAAUUUGUAGUAACUCAACAAAAAAUCCAUUCUCGUGUAUCUCUUCAAAACAUCACUUAGUGGGUUCUCCUCCAUUGCAUUUAGCAUUCCUGUAUCUAUCUAGGAAUGAGCUUAAUGGGACAAUACCUUCUUGGAUAUACUCCCUUCCAUCUUUACAAGAUUUAGAUCUAAGUUCCAAUAAAUUCAGUGGUAGCAUUCAGGAAUUCCAACACAAUUCCUUGCUAUCUGUUCUUUUACAUAAUAAUAACUUACAAGGCUUCUUUCCCACAUCAAUUUUUCAGCAAGUCAAUCUUUCUAAUUUGGAGCUUUUCUCAAAUAAUAUGAGUGGUGUCAUGCAAUUAGACCAAUUUUCAAAAUUGAAAAAGCUCGAAUAUCUUUCUCUUUCUAAUAAUAAUUUUUCAUGUGUAUCGAAUAAUUAUAAUAAUGAUACUUUUCCCAAUACUCUUAUUGGAUUGUAUUUGUCUUCAUGUGGUAUAAGUGAGUUCCCCUACUUCCUAAGAAGCUUGCAAAAUUUGUUAUUAUUGGAUCUCUCCAACAAUCAAAUUGAAGGCAGUGUUCCCCAAUGGUUAUGGAAUGUGGGUAAGGAUUCAUUGAUAUUCCUAGAUAUUUCUCACAACUCUUUGACACAAAUAGAUCAGAUUCCAUGGAAGACUCUACAACUCAUUAAUCUUGCCUUCAACCGACUUCAAGGUCAUCUUCCAAUCCUACCACCUUAUACACAAUUUAUUUCAAUCUCAAACAAUUCAUUUGUUGGGGAAAUAUCACCAUCCAUUUGCAAUCUCAGUGAGCUCCAAGUCGUUGAUUUGUCCAAUAACAAAUUAAGUGGGAACAUUCCUCCAUGCCUAGGAAAUUCAUCAAGCUAUCUCGAAGUGCUAGAUUUGAGGAAGAAUAAGUUUCAUGGAAUCGUUCCUCUAGCUUUUGCCAAGGGAAAUAGUCUAAGAGUUUUGAAUGUUAAUGAAAAUCAUUUGGAAGGGUCAUUGCCAAAUCAUUGGUCAACUAUAAAGAGUUGGAACUUUUAG